This is a messenger RNA of Cyphomyrmex costatus, 512 nucleotides long. RefSeq lists its product as uncharacterized. The record is from RefSeq and is a predicted model, not a curated record. Bases 74 to 373 code for a protein of 99 amino acids. The transcript has 3 exons. Lineage: Eukaryota; Metazoa; Arthropoda; Insecta; Hymenoptera; Formicidae.
AGCUGGCGCGCGCAUUUAUACGAAGUAUAUCGUUCCCGAGUGCAUCCGCGCAGAAUCCUUGCCCGAAGUCGUCAUGCUGCGAUUUAUCCUGCUCGCCACUCUCGUCGGCCUUGCGUGGUCCGCGCCAGCGCCGGCACCCAGACCACUCACCCUCGUCUCCGAGCUGAAAACUCCGGCGUCAACUGCCAAGCUCACACCGCUGGUUGCGCCGAUCGCGCCAAUCGCUACACCAGUAAUCGCACCGGUUUCCCGUCUCGCCUAUGCCGCACCCGUUCUUUCACAGGUAUCACCAUACGCUUAUUAUUCUGCACCGAUCGCGGAGAUCCCGUCGAGUUACUCGAUCGAGCAACAUGGGUACCAUAUUACCUACUGACCGCAAAAAUCAUCAGACCGGUAGCCGUCGACCUCAGUAAAGCCCGUGUGGAAGUAUGCGUAGCAGCUCGCAGCUUGUCUCCUCAUCGAUAAUCAUCUCCUAUCGUGUAAUCUCAUCCACGCAAAAAAAAAAAAGAACU